CGGGGGAGUGAUUGACUGAUCUGCAGGUGUCAUCAGAAUCGUCACGUCAGUCGGUCACAGCCGUCGGUAUCCACACCACACCACACCACACCCACCACACAUGGAACAAACAAGGGUCUUGUUUGUAGGCCGCCCAAAACUGACUGACUGACAGGCACAUCGAUGCUCACACGCACACACACACACACAGCAGCUGACUGUUGUCAUGCUCACGCUACGGUCACGCUCACGCCCAUGCACACCACACACGAAGCAAUCAACAAACUCAUGCAGACAGACAGACAGACAGACAUGGCACAGCGGGGAGCCUUGCCUUGCCUUUCCUUGCCUGCCAGUCGGCCAGGCAGACACACGCUGGACGCCCGACUGCCUGGCCCACUGGCUGCAGCACGCAUCACUCGAUCCUCAAUAGACACGUCAGUCACGUGUGCCUCGAUGGGCGGAUGGAUGGUCUCACUCACAGGCGGACACAUCGAUAUCUAUCAGACACACCCAGACAGUGGCAGACAGACAGACAGGCUGCCAGCCAGCAAUCUUCCAGUCAGCUCCAUGAUCCGCCUUCAGGCUUAAAGCGAGCCGCGCACACAACCAAACGAAGAACCAGGGUGGCCGGGCGGGUCGGCCAGCAGCCAGUGUCAUGAUGCUGCGCCCUUGCUGAUGCGCUGUUAGCCACAUUCACGCACACACACACGCACACACACACACACACACAUGGAGAGAGAAGGAAAAGUGUGAGGAUCCUCUGUUGUCAGAGUGAGUGAGUGGGUGUGUGUGCAUACCUCUUGCCACCAGGGCUGCUCCUUGGCACCUCCCCGCCGACCCUUCUCGUUCUCCUGCUCCAAACUGAGAGACAGAGGAGAGGGAGGGACGGCAAAGACACACAACCGGUUGCUGGGCCUCCCCCCCUCUCUCUCUCUGUGUCUGUGUGUGUGUGUGUGUGUGUGGGUAUGGCGCUUUACGUGUCGAAUUGCUGGAUAAGUUCUCUCUGUGUGGUGUUGAGUUUGCCGGGCAUCUGGAGGUAGAAGUGGAGAAUCAAGUGACCGUAACCGCGACCAUCAGUGCGACGGGGGCCCUGCCACAAACACACACACACACACAGACACACACAGACACACACACAGACACAGCGAGAGAAAUGAAGGUGAUGUCUUCGGUUGGUGAUCUGCCCACCUUACCUUUCCCUUGAGGAUUUUGACGGUAUCGGGUGAGGUGCCUGGUGGCACGGUGAGUUUGAUGGGCUCCUGCAGGGUGGGCACCUCCACCUCACCACCGAGGAACGACUAACACACACACCGACCGACCGACCGACCGACCGACAGACAGAGAGGGAGAGAAUCCGGCAGAUGCAUCCGUCGUGCAGGCACAGAAGCACAGCCACCCCAUCCGCACUAACUAACCUGUUUGAGUGAGAUGGGCACGUUGACGUGAAUGUCAUCGUCGAGCCACCGGAACAGGGGAUGUGCCCGCACCUUGAUCGUCACAAACAAGUGGCCGGGCUUGCCGCCGUGCUCACCCGCAUGACCCUGGUCAUGCCACACAGGCACACAGGCAGGCAGGCAGGCAGGCAGGAGGACACAAGAAACACACACACACACAUAUGGACACUGACUGAACAGUGAUUCACAUCACUCCUUCCUACGGCGUUGGGUAUCCGCAUUUCCAUGCCGGAUUUGACCCCUGCGGGGAUGUCAAGGGUGAAGGUCUUGCUCUCCAAGACCGUCCCGCUGCCCUUGCAAGUCCUGCAAACACACACAUUGAGACAGACACAGAUUCGAUCCACUCUGGUCUGGCUGGCUGGGUGUGGUGUGUGGUGGUCUCAGUCCGUCCGUGGCUGACUGACUGACUUGCAGGGGUGUUUGAUGACCCUGCCGGUGCCGUUGCAGGUCUGGCAUGGGAUGCCGAUGGUGAGCGGCCCCCUCUCCAGCCGUCGCACCCCCUGCCCGUUGCACGCGCGGCACGUCUCCAGACCCGUACCUGGCGCACAUCCGGUGCCAUUGCACGUGCCGCACUGAGCCUUGGCCUGAUAUCGGAGCGUCUGAUGGACGGACGGACCAAGGGAGAGACAGGGAGGGAAGGAUCACGAGAAUGAAUGGUUCGGGUGGUGGUUGUCUGUCUGUCUGUCUGUCUGUGACGUCCGCACCUUGUCGCAUCCGUUGAUGCCCUCCAUGAAGUCGAUGGUCACCUCAGUCUGGAUGUCCUCUCCCCUCGACGCUUGAGCGAACCCAGAGAAAGCGCUGCCCAUCCUCCCUGACACACACACAGACAGACAGACAGACAGACAGACAUGUCAGCCCAGCCGAGCCCACACCGCACAAGCAGGUCAGUGCACACCACACGCGUCAUGUCAUGCUGGCUGUGUGCACACCAAAGAUCCACACCGACCGACCGAAUAUGUUGGCGAAGUCAGAGAACAUCCAGGAGGGGUCGCCGUGAAAGCCCUCAAAACCCCCCGCACCCGGCGCACCAUGACCCGCCUCGUCAGCCGACAUGCCUGGACGCACGGCACGGAUCACAUGGAUGGAUCAAUCCAAUCGCCACACACUCAGCCCUGCCAUGCCGUGGUUGUGGUUGUGCAGGCCUGUUGCAGGCCGUGCUGCCCGCCCGCCCACCUGUCUUGUCGUAGAAAUCUCUCUUCUUGGGAUCUGACAACAUCUCGUAGGCACUGCACACACACACACAGACAGACAUACAGGCAUCCACUGCGGCAGACACCCGCCCGCCCCUCGUGUACCCCCACCUGGUGAUUUCUGCCAUUUUCUGCUGAGAGCCCUCGUCUUUGUUGAUGUCGGGGUGGUACUUCUUGGCCAGAUGCCUGAAUGCCUUCUUGAUCUCGUCCGUGCUGGCCCCCCUGCCCACGCCCAGCGUCGCAUAGGGGUCCUUGGCGGUCCCCUGACACACAACACGGCUCAUGUGCAGCGCCCUUCCCCUGAUGGAAGGAUCCAUCUGCCGCGGCGACGGCACGGGGAUCUGCCGCCGGCUGGGUGGGAUGCCGGGUGGGGAUGUGUCGGUGUGGCGCCUGCUGAUGCUGGUUGCCCGAUGUGGGCUGACGAGGCUGCACAGAGGCCGGUGGUGCUGCGAGGAGGGGGAUGGUGGAAGGCAUGAGCAUGACUGGGUGAGGAAGUCUGCUGCCUUCUCGUGCUGCCGCGCUGCAAGCCUCGUUAGAGCCGUCGCUGGCCGGGUGAUCAUCGCCUUGGACACCCACACGACUUGGUAUCACAAAGCAGUGGCUGAACUCAUCUUUGC
Vitrella brassicaformis is the source of this 3243-nucleotide messenger RNA. NCBI's taxonomy places the organism in Eukaryota, Vitrellaceae. The record is from the annotation of a GenBank genome assembly.